AUGCAGGUCUCCCACCUGGUGGACACUCCCCUAGGGGACCAAAUGGACUGGGACACAAAAGGGUAAAAGGACCAAUCACAGACUUACACAUUUCAACAAUGCAUCACAAUCCCUCCUCUCUGUCCUGGAGAUAAUUGGGAAGUAAUCCAAUGUUUCCAAGGGCAGAGGCAAAACUCCAUUACACACAUUUUCAGUAAAAAGACAUAAAAUUACACACGGUUACCUUUAUCACUUAAAACACACACAUUCUACAUAUCCUCAGAUAGCUUAGAUCUGAGUGCACAUUAUUACCGAAUGGCGCUCAGAUCACAUACAUACAGUUCAAUCGCCAUGGAGCCAAAGUCUUUCCCAUAAUCUUUCGUUAAACACAAAUAGGCUCCAUGGCAUAGCUAUCUGGGGUGAUGCUGUUCAUAUGGUCAAACUACCGAAUGAACAGUCAUUCGGUUCCACUACUGAAUGCAGAGGUAAGGUGGCUGGCAGCUCAGCGGUGUUCGCGCAAAUAAGUGUCCGUUUCCAGUUUCAUAGUUUGGGCGCUGAACACCGCCGGUCGUUCGGGAGUUAAAAUGGCUGCUGCCCCGUGUUCAGCAAACGAACAAAGGCCACCCAGCGUUCGUCAUUUAAGCUGCGGUGAACCGCAGCUUCUGGGCGGUCAGUUGACGGCACACUCCAGUUCCCAGUUGGUUGAUCGUUAGGUAGAUUGAAUCUACCGACCACCCUGGCAGAAAGGCACGAAUACACCUUUCUACAGGGAAAAUAAAAGGUUUUAAAUGCCAGGCCAUAGUCUAAAGGGAGCAGGCGAGCAACAAGGCUUCUCCAGUGGACAGUGGUGAUAUCACUGUAUCCCACUUAUUAUAUUGUAAUAUCCUACCGUGAUAUCACUGUAUCCACUUAUUAUAUUAUUAUUGUGGCAAACCUAGCCACUUUAGAUUGUAUUGUCAUAGGUCUAAAGGUUGUCUUAGAAAAGCUGGUUCUAUUCUGUAUGUAUCCAUGUAUAACUGUAAUAGAGAGCAUUCGCAUGCUAGCAGCCAAAAGCCGCUAGCGUUCCUAAGGUAGUUUCACGAACAGUGACUUCCCACACUGUUCGUGAAACGAAUAAAGUACCGAAUGGGAGCCCACACACAGGGGGCCGCGUGGCUCCCAUUAACUGAUUGCAACAUUGUAGCAAUCGGCGGUUAAUUGAUUUCCCUGGUGGCCGUCGUUCGGCUACCAACCACGAGGCGUCGGCCAUCUUGGAUUUUCCUUUUGCCCAGCGGUGUUUGGUCGUCGAGGGCCUGGUACUAAAAUCGGCUUUCGGUAUUUUGUUCUCAAUUAUGUAUUCGGUACUUUUAAGAUGAAUAUAUAUUAAAGUAUGUUUCGUGCGGUGUUCGGUUAUUUAUGCUGGGAUCUGAGCGGUACUUUCCCAAAGUGUGCGCUCAGACCCCAGAUGUCUACCCAAUGGUCAUUCGGUAUAAUAGCAGGAAUAAUGUUAAAGUUAUGGAUUUUUGUGUAAAAAGCUAGUUCUGCUGUACGGAGGGAUAAUCCACUUAACAGGAUAUUCUAGUGGGAGUAUCCCUCUCGUACAGCAGUGCAUGGUGAAUAAAAUAAUCAGUUGACUCCCAGAACUGUGUGUCGUCCGGUUACUGGGGGAUUUGGAAUAUUGCCUUCAUUUCCAGCGCUUCACUUGGAUUAUUUUCUGUACCAGCGGAGAUAAUGGGAUUUAAUAUUGCAGCUCCGCUACAAUUAUAUUGUAAUAUCCCACCAUGAUAUCACUGUAUCCACUUAUAUUAUUAUAUUGUAAUAUCCCACCAUGAUAUCACCGUAUCCCACUUAUUAUAUUAUUAUAUUGUAAUAUCCUACCAUGAUAUCACUGUAUCCCACUUAUUAUAUUAUUAUAUUGUAAUAUCCCACCAUUCUAUCACUGUAUCCACUUAUUAUAUUGUAAUAUCCCACCAUUCUAUCACUGUAUCCACUUAUCAUAUUAUUAUUAUUAUGAUAUUUAUAGAGCACCGUCAAAUUCCGCAGCGCUUUACAAUGGGUGGACGAACAGACAUGUAGUUGUAACCAGACAAGUUGGACACACAGGAACAGAGGGGUUGAGGGCCCUUCGCAAUGAGCUUACAUGCUAGAGGGAGUGGGGUAAAAUGACACAAAAAGGUAAGGAUAGUAUUAGACUAGUGACAGUUGCAGAAGAGGAAUCAGUCAGGAGCUAUUAACAGUUUAAUUCAUACGCUUUUAUGAAGAAGUGGGUUUUUAACGAUUUUUUGAAGGAGUGGAGACUGGGUGAGCAUCUAACUGAGGAGGGAAGCGAGUUCCACAGGAAAGGUGCAUCCCUCGAGAAAUCUUGAAGGCGAGCAUCAGAGGUGGGAGUACGGACAGGAGAUAGACGUAAGUCUUCAGCAGAUCGUAAGGGCCUAGACGGGACAUACUUGUGUGUAAGGGAGGAUAGAUAGGUGGGAGCAGCAUUAUGUAGAGAUUUGAAAGCAUGAACAAGAAUUUUAAAUUGAACUCUAUAUUUUAUAGGAAGCCAAUGUAGGGACUAACAGAAGGGUGAGGCAUGGGAGGUGCUGGCGGACAGGAAGAUGAGCCUCACCGCCGCAUUCAUUAUGGACUGUAACGGCGCUAGUUGGGAGCAUGUAAGACCACUGAGAAGCCGGAUUGCUGAAAGUAGUCAAGGCAAGAAAAAGGACAGUGGAAACAACAACACCUUAGCCUGAUUUUACAUAAGUAGGGCGAAGCUCUAAUAUUUUGAGAUGGAAAUGACAGGAUCACAUAGAUUGAACAUGAGGCUUGAAGGAGAGGUCAAGGCCAAAGAGAAAAUUGACCUAGGCAGCUAGCCCAUGCGCAGGGAGCUGAUGGUAAAGUGAUGUAGAUUAAUUUAGAAAUAAACAAAAAUGUUUAAAAGUCUAUCUGUUCCUGUCCAAAUCUGAGAUGAAUAAAUUGCGUAUACGCAGAAGUAAGUUCACACUGACACAUGCAGUUCGGGUUAAAAACACUUCAGGAAAUUUAUUAGCAUCUAGUUAAAAAGCGGGCACGCAGGCCUUUUUAUAUGCAAAAUGACAUCAUCAUUGAAUAUCAGAUAUUAACAAAUAAACAUCAUUAAUUGGGUUAAAUGUUAAGUGGCUAUGUCAGUGUCCACCCAUUAAUAUUAUUAAUUGGCUCAGAGAUUUGAGUGACUAGUGAGGCACCCUCCCAUCAUGGGAUGUCGUCGCCAUUGCUCUUUAGCACGAGGCUUGCUCGGUGGAAAGGGGGGCUUGGGCGUCAUUUUACGUAGUUAGUGAUGUCAGUCUCGUGGUCUGUUCCAAGGUUCUUUUAUGAAUAGAACAUUUCAUUUUGUUGCUGUUCUCCUGGCCUUGGAUUAUACUAUGUUGCAAGUCAACGGAGAUCCGUUAACUCCGGGGCUAGUUAUGUCCUUAGAGAGAGAAAAUACAAUCUCUUAUUCAUUAUACUGAAUACUGUCAGGAAAUUCUGUCAUGUAAGGUGAACAAAAUGGAGUUAGUACAAUAAUUCAAUACAGGUUCUAAUAAAGAUUUUAAUAAUUCUACAUCAGUAGAACCGUUGACUUGGAGGGAGACAGACACAGGAGUAACAACACUUGAGGGAGGAAAGACCAGAAUUUCAGUUUUGGUCAAGUUUAGUUUAAGGAAGUGGGCAGCCAUCCAGUUAGAAACAGCAGAGAGGCAGUCAGAGACAUAUUCUAUCACUGUAUCCCACUUAUUAUAUUAUUAUUAUUGUAAUAGCCUACCAUGAGAUCACUAUAUCCACUUAUUAUAUUAUUAUAUUGUAAUAUCCUACCAUGAUAUCACUGUAUCCACUUAUUAUAUUAUUAUAUUGUAAUAUCCUACCAUGAGAUCACUAUAUCCACUUAUUAUAUUAUUAUUGUAAUAUCCUACCAUGAAAUCACUGUAUCCACUUAUUAUAUUAUUAUAUUGUAAUAUCCUACCAUGAGAUCACUAUAUCCACUUAUUAUAUUAUUAUUAUUGUAAUAUCCUACCAUGAUAUCACUGUAUCCACUUAUUAUAUUAUUAUUAUUGUAAUAUCCCACCAUAUCACUGUAUCCACUUAUAAUAUUAUUAUAUUGUAAUAUCCCACCAUUCUAUCACUGUAUCCCACUUAUUAUAUUAUUAUUAUUGUAAUAUCCUACCAUGAUAUCACUGUAUCCCACUUAUUAUAUUAUUAUAUUGUAAUAUCCUACCAUGAUAUCACUGUAUCCCACUUAUUAUAUUAUUAUAUUGUAAUAUCCCACCAUGAUAUCACUGUAUCCCACUUAUUAUAUUAUUAUAUUGUAAUAUCCCACCAUUCUAUCACUGUAUCCCACUUAUUAUAUUAUUAUUAUUGUAAUAUCCUACCAUGAUAUCACUGUAUCCCACUUAUUAUAUUAUUAUAUUGAUAUCCUACAUGAUAUCACUGUAUCCACUUAUUAUAUUAUUAUAUUGUAAUAACCCACCAUGAUAUCACUGUAUCCCACUUAUUAUAUUAUUAUAUUGUAAUAUCCCACCAUUCUAUCACUGUAUCCCACUUAUUAUAUUAUUAUUAUUGUAAUAUCCUACCAUGAUAUCACUGUAUCCCACUUAUUAUAUUGUAAUAUCCUACCAUGAUAUCCCUGUAUCCCACUUAUUAUAUUAUUAUAUUGUUAUAUCCCACCAUGAUAUCACUGUAUCCCACUUAUUAUAUUAUUAUAUUGUAAUAUCCCACCAUGAUAUCACUGUAUCCACUUAUUAUAUUAUUAUAUUGUAAUAUCCUACCAUGAUAUCACUGUAUCCACUUAUUAUAUUAUUAUUAUUGUAAUAUCCUACCAUGAUAUCACUGUAUCCCACUUAUCAUAUUAUUAUAUUGUAAUAUCCCACCAUGAUAUCACUGUAUCCACUUAUUAUAUUAUUAUAUUGUAAUAUCCUACCAUGAUAUCACUGUAUCCACUUAUUAUUUUAUUAUAUUGUUAUAUCCCACUUAUUAUAUUAUUAUAUUGUAAUAUCCCACCAUUCUAUCACUGUAUCCACUUAUUAUAUUAUUAUAUUGUAAUAUCCUACCAUGAUAUCACUAUAUCCACUUAUUAUAUUAUUAUAUUGUAAUAUCCCACCAUUCUAUCACUGUAUCCACUUAUUAUAUUGUAAUAUCCCACCAUGAUAUCACUGUAUCCACUUAUUAUAUUAUUAUAUUGUAAUAUCCCACCAUUCUAUCACUGUAUCCACUUAUUAUAUUAUUAUAUUGUAAUAUCCCACCAUGAUAUCACUGUAUCCACUUAUUAUAUUAUUAUAUUGUAAUAUCCUACCAUGAUAUCACUGUAUCCACUUAUUAUAUUAUUAUAUUGUAAUAUCCCACCAUGAUAUCACUGUAUCCACUUAUUAUAUUAUUAUAUUGUAAUAUCCUACCAUGAUAUCACUGUAUCCCACUUAUUAUAUUAUUAUAUUGUAAUAUCCCACCAUGAUAUCACUGUAUCCACUUAUUAUAUUAUUAUAUUGUAAUAUCCCACAUGAUAUCACUGUAUCCCACUUAUUAUAUUAUUAUAUUGUAAUAUCCCACCAUGAUAUCACUGUAUCCCACUUAUUAUAUUAUUAUAUUGUAAUAUCCCACCAUGAUAUCACUGUAUCCACUUAUUAUAUUAUUAUAUUGUAAUAACCCACCAUUCUAUCACUGUAUCCACUUAUUAUAUUAUUAUAUUGUAAUAUCUCACCAUGAUAUCACUGUAUCCACUUAUUAUAUUAUUAUAUUGUAAUAUCUCACCAUGAUAUCACUGUAUCCACUUAUUAUAUUAUUAUAUUGUAAUAUCUCACCAUGAUAUCACUAUAUCCACUUAUUAUAUUAUUAUAUUGUAAUAUCCCACCAUUCUAUCACUGUAUCCCACUUAUUAUAUUAUUAUAUUGUUAUAUCCUACCAUUCUAUCACUGUAUCCACUUAUUAUAUUAUUUUAUUGUAAUAUCCUACCAUGAUAUCACUGUAUCCACUUAUUAUAUUAUAAUAUCCCACUAUGAUAUCACUGUAUCCACUUAUUAUAUUAUUAUAUUGUAAUAUCCUACCAUUCUAUCACUGUAUAACUUAUUAUAUUAUUACAUUGUUAUAUCCCACCAUGAUAUCACUGUAUCCCACUUAUUAUAUUAUAAUAUCCCACUAUGAUAUCACUGUAUCCACUUAUUAUAUUAUUAUAUUGUAAUAUCCCACUGUAGCGGAAUGGCAAUAUUAAAUCCACGAAUUCAGCUGGUUCAGGAAGUAAUCCACAGUCAAGCGCUGAAAAGCAAGGCAAUAUCCCAAAUCUCCCAGUAACCGGACGAAACAGUUCUGAGAGUCAACUGAGGUCUUUAUUUUCAGCUCCACAAUUUAUACAAUUCCCCAUGCAAGGGGUUUCCUGAGUCCCAUCCCAGGGGCAUUCCCAGAGUGGACUACAUGGGGAACUUCCAUUACAGAGCCUUUCUCCCAUCAGGCACUGCUGCACGAGAGGGAUCCUCCCACAGGAAUGUACCGUUAAGUGGAUUAUCCCUCCGUGCAGCAGAACCGACAAUUUAUAUUAAAAUACAUAACUUUUCGAAUAUGCAGUCUAUUUGCACGAAUGGACGUUCGGUAGAUAGCUGGGGUCUGAGCGCAUCAUUCGUGAGAUUACCGCUCAGAUCCCAGCUAAAACAACCGAACGCCACACGAAAAACACAUUCAUUAAAAUGUAUAUUCAAAAGACCGAUUGAAGUCUAGGGAACAUAAUACCGAAUGGCCCGGAACUCCCGAACGGCCUGGAAGCUCAGCGGUGUUCGCGCCGUCGAGUAGCCGUUUUUAGUACCAUGCGCUCGACGACCAAACACCGCUGAGGGAACAAAGGAUCCAAGAUGGCCAACCGCCGCAUGGUCGGUAGUCGAACGGCGGCCACCUAGGAGAGCCUCUAAUUACCGAUUGCAACAUUGUUGCAAUCGGUUAACAAGCGCCACACGUCUCUAAGUGUGUGGGCUACUACAUGGUGGUUAUUUCGGUUCACGAACGGCCCGCAAAAGUGCCGUUCGUGAAACGAAAGGAAAUACAGCUAUCUGCAUUCGGCAGAUAGCCAAUACAGUAAAUACACGUUAUUACAGCCAGCAUACAUUACACUUAGUUAAACACAUAUCCCCACAGACAUACAGGCAACCCUUAAAGGCACAGUCUCUUUAUAUUGUCCAAGUGGCUAGGUUUGCCACACCCACCGUGAUAUCACUGUAUCCCACUUAUUAUAUUAUAUUGAAAUAUCCUACCAUAAAUCAUUACUGCUAGGACCGGUUAAGUCUCUUUAUAUACAGUGUGUGAAUGAAUCUAUAUGUGGGACCCAGUAAUCCCUCCAUUAACAGAUUCAUUCACACACUGUAUAUAGAGCAACUGAACCGGUCCUUGCAUUAACUCCAUAUGUGGUACUCCGUAAUCCCUCCAUUAACACAGUUACUGCCAGGACUGGUUCAGUUCACUGUGGCAAACCUAGCCACUUCAGACUAUUCUUAUAUAUAUAAUGGUUGUCCUAGAAAGCCUGUUUAACCUAUGUGGUUUUAUGUGUUUGCUUAUAACGGUGAUAGAGGGCAUUCGUAGGCUAGUGGUGCGAAAGCCGCUAGCAUUCAUAUGCUAGUUUCACGAACAGUGACUUUCAACACUGUUCGUGAAACGAACAAAGUACCAAAUGGGAGACCACACACAGGAGGUAGUGUGGCUCCUAUUAACAGAUUGCAACAUUUUAGCGUUUCUCCAGUUAAUUGAUUUGCGCGGUGGCCGCCGUUCGGAUACCGACCACGCGGCCAUCUUGGAUUCACUUUUAGCCCAGCGGUGUUUGGUCAUUGAGUGCCUGGAACUAAAAUCGGCUACUCAACUGCACAAACACCGCUGGACUUCCAGACCAUUCGGGAACACCGGUCUUUCGGUACUUUCCUUCAAACUGUGCGUUCGUGUGUUUUAUUGAGAAUUCAUAUUAAAAUGUAUUUUGUGUGGCGUUCGGCUGAUUGUGCUGGGAUCUGAGCGGUAAUCUACCGAAGUAUGCGCUCAGAUCCCAGCUAUCUACUCAUAUGUCAUUUGGUACAAUAGCACGAAUAAUGUGCCAGUUACAUAUUUUUGAAUAAAAAGCUCGGUUCUGCUGUACGGAGGGAUAACCCACUUAACAGCAUAUUCUUGUGGGAGUAUCCCUCUUGUACAGCACUGCAUGGUGGGUAAAAUGUCCUACAUGUUCAGUUCCCUAUGUAGCCCUCUACUGUAUAACCCCUGUAAAGUGAUUAAGGAAACCCCUUGCAUGGGGAACCACAUAAAUACUGGAGCUGUGAAUAAAAACCUCAGUUGAUUCCCAGAACUGUGUUUCGUCCGGUUAUUGGGGGAUUUGGGAUAUUGCCUUCAUUUCAGCGCUUUUCUUGGAUUGUUUUCUUUUACCAGCGGAGAUAUUGGUAUUUUAUAUUGCAGCUCCGCUACAGUCACUCUAUGCACAGCAUACUCUAUCUGUAAAUGAAGGGAUUCCUGUGUCCCACAUAUAGAGUUACUGUUAGCAGUGGUACAUUUGCUUUAUAUACAGCAUGUGAAUGAUCAGUUAAUGGAGGAUUACUGGGUCCCACAUAUACCGUUACUGCUAGGACAGGUUCAGUCCCUCUAUAUACAGUAUAUGAAUGAAUCUGUAAAUGGAGGGAUUACUGGUUCAUACAUACAAAGUUACUGUUGGGAUCGGUUCAGUCGCUCUAUAUACAGCGUGUGAAUGAAUCUGUAAAUGGUGGACUCUCUGGAGCAUUAAAUUGAGCCAUUCUUGUCUUGACACAGGAUGGAUAGUCUUGGCGUGACACUUCACCGUGGUCACCAUGUGGCUGUCACAUGGGAUGGCAGUACUUCUCCUGAGGCCCUGGCACAGUUGGUGUCCCUCAUUCAAGAAGCAGUGUCUCCAGAUGGAAGGGUGGCAGUGGAGAAUGUGGAGCGUCUGAUACUGUGUAAGUCCCCGAUUAAGAACAUUCCUGUCCUAAGUGACUUCAAUAAUUGCACCAGGGUCCUGAAAUGACCAUGUUUGGACAGAAAAGUUCUUUAGUCUACCAAUGUCUGCCUGGAUUUUCACCCAACUCCUAAUUUAACAAAUCCAAAUGUUAAAAUUGAUGUUAAAGUAGUCGGGCUGUGAACAGAGUCUAGCUGGAGAAUGUUUCAAAUUUGCUCUUUUAGCAUUUGUAUUUAAUUUGCUAAAAAUCUGAGUUUAUUGUAUUAGCACUCUCAUUAAUUACUGCUUUAGUAAAAACUGACUUUUAGUUGUUGUAGUAACCAGCUUUUGCAGAGUCAUAACCCCAACAUAAAGAGUUCCUAGCGGACUUGCCCAGAUCCAGGCGGAUUAUCACUAGUCCUGAACCAUGUUUAAUACGCUCUAGUGGAUUCUGCAUGAAAAGCCUUCAUCCAAUGUUACCUAACAGCCUGUCCCCUCCGAUCGGUUCUAAUCUUCUAUUGGUCUUUUUUUUCAGCCGCCCACCCUCAUUCCACCUUUGAUGUCAUCUUCCUCGGCAUGGUGUCUGGCAGCGUGUGUGUUCACAGUUCUGAUGUCCUGGCAGAAGUAGCUCGUGUCCUAAAGCCAGGCGGGACAGUGGUUAUUCAGGAGCCUGUGAUCUCUGAAACAGGUAAGGAUUCCCCCUCCCACCACACUGUGUGUAAUGGACAUUACCUAUUCCACGCUGGUUACCAGGACAGGAAGCCAUAUAAGUGGCUUUCUUUGCCUUGAGUCACAUUGUGUAGUAUUUGAUGCGAUUUUGGGGCAUACCCAUCAUUCUAAUCAGAUGCUAAUCUCCUAGGUAAAGGGGAAUCUUUACGGACCCCAACUCUGCUCUUUUCUGCUCUCAAACUCUCAGGUCUAACAUAUGUGACUCAGGUAAGUGUUUGCUGUGUUUAUUUUAUGAUUUAAUUCUCGAUGUACUUUCACAUUCUCCAAGUCGUCUAUGCUUCCAAUUCAAAUACUCUGCCUUAAAUGUGAAAUUGAUUCUGAAUUCACUUUGACACAUUGAAGUGUUGGUGUCAGUGUACAGAUGUUGCAGGAGCCCAGGGUCUGAAAGGCUGAGUGUAAUGCCUCCAGAUGUGGGGUUGCUAGAGUUAAAGGGGCCAUCCUGAUACUCUGUGUUUAACUCACAGCAUCAGUGUUGAUGGUAGUUAUAGUGAACGUUCUACUCUCGGCAUCAGUAACUGCUUCUAUGUGCUUGUAUUAGAAACCCGGUCCCCGACUUGGGAUCCAUAUCUGAACCAGCGACUUUUCUGUGCCACCAGCCGUGUUUAAGCGAAUACUUUUCUAAACACAACGCCUAGUGCUCAUGAUUUUUCGUCUGUGUCAGACCUGGAAGAAGCAACUUCAUUUAUACAAAGCCCCUUCUUGCACCAUGUCUGCUCCCCCUCUGUACCUAUUACUGACACCCCUAAUCUAGUUAGACAGCUCCCAUAAAUAAAUCUCUAUGUAUGGGAGCUGUCCACACCCAGCAUGCUCUCUGCUUCCUUUAUAGCACACCUUCCUAAUUAUAUCCUAAAUCAUACAACAGAAAUAAUAGGCUCUCACUAUAGUACUAAAAAACUUACACAUUUUUGGCAGCAGUAAAUAGUACAAGGAUUCCAGGACAAGUUAAAAGGAGACAGAGUAUAUCGCACCCAAUCUAGGUGUACCGGUAUUAUACGUACAUAGGUCUUUAGGUUGUUCAACACAGUUGACCUCAGACUGAAACAAAAAAGACACCAAAAUAGUGCAGCACAAUAUGAUGUAUAUAAGUAAUAGACUUUAAUUAUUGUGUACAAUACACUUACAUUUGUUAGAGCUCUGCUGUUGGGCGCAUGGGCGGUAUAAUUCCCAUCUAGGAUGUAUGGUGGUUCAACCAACACAGGUACUGCAGUUAAAGUGCAGUUUGCAGGAUAUAUGUGAAGGCAAAUACAGAAAACUCCAAUGGUGAAGUAAGUACUUAAACCAGAUGAAGAUAAAGUAAUGUACUUACAUUUCCCAAAGCAAAACUUGCUCUAGUGUAAACAACAAGGGUGGUGUAAUCCCGCCUGAGGAUAUGAUUUCACCAGGAAGCAAGAUGGUGAAUAUGUAUAAAAGUUAACUUUGUAUUAAACCAAAACAAUUUAUAAAAGCAAUAAAAUCGUUGUAAAACUGUCUCACUUUACACGUUUCACCUCUUCAAGGCUUCUUUAGAAGUGAAGUUGGGUCCUUAUAGCUUCCAGUUUAUAUAAAUUGCUGAUCGCUUCCUGGUGAGUCUGUUUAACAACUUCCUGUUACCAAUCUGGAACGCACGCGUCAUACCGGAAGUGACACAGCGUUUGUCAAUCAUUGGUAGUCUCAUUAGACUUUAUGCACCUUGAUUAGGAACGCACACGUCAUUCCGGAAGUGACGGGGCGUUUGUCAAGCAUUGGUAGUCUCAGUAGACUUUAUGCACCUUGAUUAGGAACGCACACGUCAUUCCGGAAGUGACUGGGCGUUUGUCAAUCAUUGGUAGUCUCAUUAGACUUUAUGCACCUUGAUUAGGAACGCACACGUCAUUCCGGAAGUGACGGGGCGUUUGUCAAGCAUUGGUAGUCUCAGUAGACUUUAUGCACCUUGAUUAGGAACGCACACGUCAUUCCGGAAGUGACUGGGCGUUUGUCAAUCAUUGGUAGUCUCAUUAGACUUUAUGCACCUUGAUUAGGAACGCACACGUCAUUCCGGAAGUGACGGGGCGUUUGUCAAGCAUUGGUAGUCUCAGUAGACUUCAUGCACCUUGAUUAGGAACGCACACGUCAUUCCAGAAGUGACGGGGCGUUUGUCAAUCAUCGGUAGUCUCAGUAGACUUUAUGCACCUUGAUUAGGAAAGCACACAUCAUUCCGGAAGUGACGGGGCAUUUGUCAAUCAUUGGUAGUCUCAGUAGACUUUAUGCACCUCGAUUAGGAACGCACACGUCAUUCCGGAAGUGACGGGGCGUUUGUCAAUCAUUGAUAGUCUCAUUAGACUUUAUGCGUUGCUAAAAAUGGCGUAGCUGCGUUCCAGUCACUAGUAAUUCUGUAUUAUAAGCCCCUCACGUAAUCGAAACAAAAGGUAUAGAGUCUGUUAUAAAUCAAACACUAAUGUUAAAUAGAAAUGAACUCCUAGAAAAAGAAAAAAAAUCAAAAGAACCCAAAGUUUCCUUUACCUAUUGUAUUAGAUUAUAACAAGCACUGGCACCUAUUAAAAGAAGAUUCAUUACAGAAAGAUCUAAAGUAGCUUUUAGAGGGGCUCCAAAUUUAACAAUGCACCUUACAAAAAAUUAUACGAGGGUAAGCCUAUACGAUAGGAAAGGUACAUUCGGUACUUUGUUCGUUUCACGAACAGUGUUGAAAGUCACUGUUCGUGAAACUACUGUAUGAAUGCUGGUGGCUUUCAUGCCACCAGCAUACGAAUGCUCUCGUUCGCAUAAGAUACAGAUACAUGGCUAUGCUUGGUUCUAACAGCCUUAAAGCUAUAACAUCACAUUAAUGCAAAUACAGUUCUAAGUGGCUAGUUUUUCCACACAGGCACUCGACGACCAAACGCCGCUGGGCUAAAAGUGAAUCCAAGAUGGCCGCCGCCGCGUGGUCAGUAUCCGAACGGCGGCCACCCCGCGAACCACUAGUAUACGAAUGCCCUCUAUCACCUUUUUAAGCGAACACAUGAAACAACAUAGAUCAAACAGCCUUUCUAGGACAACCAUUAGAUAUAAAGGAAUAGUCUGAAGUGGCUAGGUUUGCCACAAUGCUCCCCCAGAACCAAGCCGACAUACACAGUCUGAUCCCAGCGGAUCGGCUUGGGGAUGUCCAGAGGUGUACUCACAGAUCACUUUUCAAGUUCAGUUUGUCUGGAUAACCUGUCAGCGUUGCCAUUUUGCUUGCCAGGGCGGUAAUGAAUGGUAAAGUCAAAUGGUUGCAGCGCGAAGCUCCAGCGCAGCAGCCAGGCAUUGUCCACAGCCACCAGGCAUUCUUUCUCAAUGGUGGCGUAGCUUACUUCUCGUGGUAAUAACUUUCUGCUUAAGUAAGCUACGGGAUGUUCUCCGCCAUCUGCUCCAACUUGGCUCAGCACUGCUCCCAAUCAAAACAUUGAAGCGUCUGUGUGAACAAGAAAUCGUUUAGUUGGAUCAGGAGCAGCAAGUACAGGUGCAUUGGUCAAAGCAGUUUUGAGUUGUUGAAAUGCCUGAUCACACUCUGGGGCCCAGAUGACCUGUCGAAGAUUUUUGCGUGUCAAGUCAGUAAGGGGUUUGGCCAGGGCACUGUAAUUGGGUACAAACUUCCGGUAGUACCCUGCGGUACCCAGGAAGGCUAACACUUGGGGGGUAGGCCACUUAGCUACAGCCUCUAUUUUGGCGAGUUCCGGUUUCUGUUGCCCACUCCCUACCCUGUGACCAAGAUACUGUACCUCCGCCAUCCCUAUGUGACACUUGCUGAGUUUUAGCGUCAACACUGCCUCUCCAAUACGGUCAAUGACAGCUCCAAUAUGUCUCAGAUGGUCUGACCACGUCUGGCUAGAUAUGGCGAUAUCGUCCAGGUAUGCACAUGCAUACUCCUGGAACCCAUCCAGUAGCGAUCUACCAUCCUUAGAAAAGUAGCCGGAACGUUUUUUAUCCCGAAUGGUAUGACUUGAAACUGGUACAGGCCAAACGAGGUGACAAACACCGACUUGGGAAUGGCAUCUUCGGCUAAAGGAAUCUGCCAGUACCCCUUGCACAAGUCAAUCGUAGUGAGGUACUGGCCUCGUGCCAUCUUAUCUAGCAGCUUGUCUAUCCGGGGCAUCGGGUAGGCAUCAGAUACUGUUUUGUCAUUUAGCCUCCAGCAGUCAACACAGAACCGUGUUGUGCCAUCCUUCUUGGGUACUAGCACUACCGGCGAUGCCCAGGGGCUAUCGGAAUGUUCGAUAACCCCUAGCUGCAACAUCUCUUCAAUUUCCUUCCACAUAUGUUCCCUGACUGCUUCCGGGAUACGAUAUGGGGUCUGCCGCAUCGGUAGCUGUCCUGGGGUCUCUACUCGGUGAGUGGCUAGCGGGGUGUACCCUGGUAAAUUGGAGAAAGUGGCUCCCUUAGCCGCAAUUAACUCCUGUACCUGGGCACACGCCUGAGGACUUAGCCGCUCCCCCAGCUGAACACCCGUGGAGUUCUCUGCCUGAUCUUAUCGCUCUAAUAAGUCGGCUAGAGGAAGAUUCUCCUGAUCCUCAGAGGCUGAUGCGCAUAUAGCUGCCACGUCCUCUAUCCUCUCAUGGUAGGGUUUGAGCAUAUUCACGUGGAGCAUGCGUCUCUUCCCUGCCCCUGAGCAGGGGCCAAUUACAUAGGUGUUGUCACAUCUCUGCUCCACCACCUGGUAUGGGCCCUGCCAGGUGGCCUGCAGCUUGUCAUUGCAGACAGGUUUAAAAAUCAAAACUUUCUGUCCCACUUGAAAGCUGUGGUCCCUUGCUCCCCUAUCAUACCAUCGGUGCUGGCGUUGUUGGACCGCUUAGAGGUUUACCCGUACGGUCUCUGAAUUCCAGCACACAUGGUACAAUGGGUAUCCCAUCUGCACUGCUUUCCCCUUCCCAAUGCUCUCUAAUUAAAUUUAGGGAUCCUCUCAUCCUCCUCCCAAACAAUAAUUCAAAGGGGGAAAACCCGGUGGACUCUUGAGGUACCUCUCUGUAGGCGAAAAGCAAAUGGGGUAAAAAUCUCUCCCAGUCCUUAUGGGCCUCUCCAAAUGUACGGAGCAUCUGCUUUAAAGUUCUGUUGAACCUUUCACAUAACCCAUUGGACUGAGGGUGGUAAGCAGAGGUCACAAAAGGCUUAAUGCCACAUAUUUUCCAGAGUUGGUGGGUUACUUCGGCUGUGAACUGCGUGCCCCUAUCGGAGGUUAUCUCCUGUGGGAACCCCACCCGGGAAAAGACUUUCAUUAAGGCUUCUGCCACCGUCUCUGCGUGAAUAUUAGAGAGGGCUACUGCCUCGGGGUACCUGGUGGCGUAAUCAACCACGGUCAAGAUGUACUUCUUCCUUCCUAUUUACCACCCUUAAAACUAUGGGAAUAGGCCCCAAUUACAUACAAUGGGUGAGAACACUGUAUAAGGGACCAUCAGCCACAGUUGGAGUCAAUGGGCAAAACUCCCCCCCCCCCCCCCCCCCUUUACCAUAGGCAAUGGUACGAGACAGGGGUGCCCUUUGUUGCCACUACUAUUCGUUCUGGUGGUGGAACCAUUCCUAAAUGAUAUCAGGGCAAAUAACAACAUUAAAGGCAUCAGGGCAGGCGGACAGGUGCUUCUUACCCACACCCACCCUGAGCGAUCCCUCCCACAUCUUCAAAACAAGAGAAUACUUCAGCACAUACUCUAACUUCAAGAUAAACGCUGAUAAGUGUGAACUAAUGGGAAUAAACCUAAACCCGACCCAACACAAGCACAUAAGCCACACUUACCCUUAUAAAUGGGCAAACACAGGCCUCACAUAUUUAGGCGUUAAACUUACACCCACAACUACAAGCAUCUAUAGAAUGAACUAUAUCCCCCUAUUGGCUAACAACUGAAUCACAACUGAAACAAUGGGACAAACCACACUUCUCCCUAUUUGGAAGAGUCAACCUAAUUAAGAUGAUGAUACUACCAAAAAUCCUAUAUAUAUUUCAAACGCUCCCCAUCGAGUUUGGACGCUCGUUUUUCCACACACUGAAAAAAACCUUCCUCUUGUUUAUCUGGGGAAAUAAAAAAAAUCCCGAUUGGCAUAUGAAACACUCACACGGGACAAAAAGAAAGGAGGUAUGGGAUUUCCCCAUAUAUACAACUACUACAUAGCAGUCCUAUUCACUAGAAUAAGGGAAUGGACAGAUAUAAUGCACAAAAAAGCGUGGUAGAACAAAGCUAUGCACAAGCUCCUCUGUCAUACCUCCCCUGGCAAACAUGCCAACUACAGCAGAUAACAAACAUAACCCACCCCCUUAUCCCCCACAUCCUAAAGAAAUGGAGAUCACACAAAAACACAUGGAACUUGUCACCAGGCAUUUCUCCAUUAUAUCCAUUAAACCAAAACCCAGAUAAACUAGGGGACAGGGGAGCACAUACUAUAAUAAAACUAUCAGGGAUGCCGAAUCCGCAACUAGGAGACCUACUGACGGAAGAUACACCACCUAAACUCAAAAAUUUCCAAAACCCAGGAGGUCACCACUCACUAAUAGAAGCAAUGAGAUACACACAAAUGAGGGACUCUCUCACCCAAAAAGUACUACCAAACUGGACUCCAAGAGGACUGACACACUUUGAGAAACUAUGCACGACCACAAAACCACAGAAACGCACCCUAUCACAAAUUUACAAACUCAUCCAAACUUCCGAUAAUGAUCAGGAGAUCCUGGCAUGCCAACGAAAAUGGAUGAAGGAACUACACAUACACAUGACACACCAGGACUGGGCAUAUAUCUUCACAAAACCCAUGCACAUUUCCAUUAGCCUAUCAAGACACUAGUCUUUCUAUAAGCGCAUUACGCAGUGGUAUAGGACUCCAGACGUACUUCGUUUGUAUUGGCCAACAGUUAGUGAUAAAUGUUGGAGAUGCAAGGGAGACGUGGGCAAUAUGGGGCAUCCAUGGUGAUUUUGUCCACAAAUAAAAACAUAUUGGGCGGAAGUAAUAUCCAAGAUUAAUGAGAUCUUAAGGGUGCCACACUCCCUAACUCCCUCCCAGGUCCUGCUGGGAUGGCCGCAAUCUUUCCAAUGUAUGAGGAGUCAGCGCCUGCUAUGGCUCCUUCUGGUAGAAGCAAACAACCUUAUACCAGUCUACUGGAAACAAACUGUAUAGCCCAAUGGAUAGAAAGGGUAGAGCACAUGAGAGAAAUGGAAAUGCUACAUUGGUCCACAAUAGGCAAAUAUAACACCUACCUAAACACAUGGGAACACUGGCUAAAACAUUGGGCACAGACACGAAAUCAACCACAAUAGAUUGAAAAGUGAUAAUGAAAAACACCUUGUACCUUUCUUCCCCCUCACAUGUACAUAGUAUCCCCCCGCCCCACCCCAUACCCUACCCCCAGUAUAUCUGGUGACCCCAGUUGACAACCUCACACCAAAGAUUCAAAGAAAUACAGAACACUAGGACAACACAUGUGGUAAUAUAACAAGAGUUACAUAGGAAUCGUUGUCUAUCUCCAUACUGCUGUAUAAAUUGAAACUUACCAUCCCCUUCCUAACCUCCUCCCCCUCUUUCUCUUCUGUACCCCCUCUUAUCUGUUGUGAAAUAUCAAUAAAAUUUGAAUUAAACAAAAAAGAUGUACUUCUUUCCGGAGGGACUGGGUUUGGGUAAGGGUCCUACUAUGUCUACGGCCACCCUACUAAACGGCUCUUCUAUAAUGGGUAGCGGGCAUAAUUUAGCCUUGUGUCGGUCACCCCUUUUGCCUACUCUCUGACAGAUGUCACACGUCUGGCAGUACUGCCUAACAUCUUUAGAUAUACCUGGCCAGAAGAAUGCAUGGGUCAGUCGGUAUCUAGUUCGGGUCAUACCCAGAUGCCCAGACAAUGGAAUGUCAUGAGCAGUCCUAAGGAGUUUCUGUCUGUAUAUCUGAGGUACUACCAGUUGUCUAGUAGUAACAUUUACAGAUCCCCCCCCACCACCCUUUCAGCAGUACGGUAUAAUAACCCCUUUUCCCAGGCAUACCGCUCCCCCUCUAAACCUGCCUGAUCAGAGGUCACCCUAUCUCUAUAUACCUUCAACGUAGGGUCUAGCUUACCCUGACUGAAUUUGGAGCAGAGGUUAUCCCAGGGAACACGAGUCAUAGAGGGUACAUUGUCUCUUACCUGAGCCUCAGAGUGUGUAGUUGAAGCCGUGGCGCGAGCCUGUUGCCUUGUGUUUACCGGAUGCGCCACUUGAGGUACAAAAGCCAAAGUCAUUCUGCCUAGGUCAUUCCCCAAUACGACAUCUGCCGGCAGUUUUUGCAUCAGGCCCACCUCCACCAUGUCUUCCCCCACGCCCCAAUUCAAGUGUACUUUGGCUGUUGGCAAUCGGUACAUCGCUCCCCCUGCUACUCGGACUGCCACGGAUCCGUCCAUGUGCACCUUGCCUGGAACCAGAUGAGGUGCUACUAAGGUCAGAGUGGCCCCCGAGUCUUGGAGCCCUUGUACUUCUCUCCCCUCCAGGGUUACCAUCUGGCGAUGAGGGUGCAGAUUGUCUGUGGCUUGUGCAGACAUCACGUCAUGAAGUACUCCCAGGGGCUCUUCCGUGUGAUUAAACAUUAGCUCAUGGGGUGCUGGCUCUGCCUGGUAGUGGUGAGCGGCUGCUUGUGGUACUGGGUUCGGUCUUACUUGGCUCCAUGCUUGACGACUCCGGUUCUGAGUGCACUCUCUCGCCAUGUGGCCCCAUUGCUUGCAGGUAUGGCACUGAAUGUUGGAUCGGCCAUUGUAUCGGGACGGUGGGUUUUGUCCCUCAGUUGCUGGCCGGAAUGGUGCUGUUGUGGGUGCGGUGGUAGCAGCUGUAAGUGGCUGGGUGGUGGGUCGAGUAUACCCUUGGUUGAGAUUGCCAUGAUGCCUCCUAGCGUCAUAGUGCUGGUCCGCCAGCCGUGCAGCUUCAGUUAAUGUGAGGGGUUUUCUAUCUCUCACCCAUUCUUGUGCCUCGGGUACCAGACCAUUGAAAAACUGCUCCAACAAUAGCAGCUGGCGUAACUCUUCCAUGGUGGUAGCUUGACUAGCUUGUAUCCACCCCUGGGAGGCUUGAUCAAGCUUGUGUGCCCACUCUGCGUGUGAAUCCUUAUCUGGUUUGCGCAGUCCUCUAAACUUGCGCCGGUAUGCCUCCGGGAUAAUGGCAUAUCUCUCCAAUAUGGCUUGUUUUACCUUGGCAUAAUUUUUGCUGUCCUCUCUGGGCACGGCCCGAUAUGCUUCUGCUGCCCAACCAGAUAAUUUGCCUGCCAGUAAGGGUACCCACACUGCCUGCUCCAGAUCAUGCAGGUCACACAGUCUUUCAAAAUAUUGUAGGUACCCAUGAAUCUUGUCUUUGUCUUCACAAAACAUUUUAAAAGCAUGGUGCGGUAUCUUUGGCUUUACCUGGUUGGUGAUUGAAGCAGCAGUAGAUUCUGCUCUGGAGAGUAAAUCCUGCGGUCUGUGUGUCAUCACAUACUCAUGCACAUCUGCUAUCAGUACAGUCAGCAUUUCCAGAGGUACUGGAUGGGGUAAGAAUUCCAGCCUUUUUCUCAUCUUUCUGGAAUGGGGUCUCUUCCAUGUCUGGUGGAGGUGUAGCGCUGCGAGCUCUGUCUCCCUCCAUUAGUUCAGCAAUAAGUACAGCUUUCGACUUAUUGCUGGCUAUCUUACCCCUUGUGACGAGACCAAUCUCGCCACAUUGCAUUGGAGAAGCCUGGUUGCUCGCCUGUUGCCUUUGGAUUAUGGCCCCAUGUUAAAAGGCUUGAUUUUCCCCUGCAAAGACAAGAAAGCCGGGUCAUUUGGUGCUUGCCCUGUUUGAGCAGUGAUACCCCAGAUAGCUAUGCCAUGGAGCCCAUUCGUAUAAUGAAAGACUAUGGGAAAGACUUUGGCAAAGACUCCAUGGCAAUUGAACUGUAUGUGUGUGCUCUGAGCGCCAUUCAGUAAUAAUGUGCGCUCAUACCUAAGCUAUCUGGGCAUAUGUUGCAUGUCUGUAUUUUAUGUCAUAAAUGUAACCUUGUGCAUUUUAUUGUAUUUUACUGUCUUUUUGCUGCCAUGUGUUCAAUGGAGUUUUGCCUCUGUCUUUGGAGAUAAUUGGGCAGAAAAGCCAUGCUUCCUGUGGUCACAAAGGACUACGAUCUAUCUUUUGAACUACUGGACCAAUUUGUAUGAUUUUGACGUAUGUUUGUAUUUGGAGUAUGCUGAUUCUAAAAAAAUUAAGUUUUAAGUGAAUGUGAUGCAUACUUUUCAAGUUAUGAAUAAUGUGGAAAAACUGUAUUUCUCUGCUUGUGCUAAAUUACAUUACCCAUUGUGUAAGGUAAUUGAAUCACAUGCAGAGGGGAGGAAUUUGUGUGGGAGUGUCUGAGUGUAUUGUAUGUGCUUAUUGGUUGUGUUCCAAAACCCUGUGGGUGGUACUAAUGUGUAAGAAUGUGUACAUAAGCACAAUAAACCCACAGCUCUGUCUGUUCACUGCUUGACCCUCAACACGGAGCUUUGUCUCGUUCUUGGGGGGAUUUAUUGUAUGCUGUUCCAGUUUGACUGCUAGGAGUGUAAACCUAUUCGCAUGGUUUUUCCUGUUCGGCUGCUUACAGUAUUCGUAUGGUUUCCUGUUUGGCGGAUUGGUGUUCUGCAGUAGCUGUGCCUGCAUCUCUGGAAGUGGAAGAUCUUCUAAACGGCGGUUUAACCCUUUUAUGCUUAUGGUGCCGUAACACCCCUGGCUUCCAAUAGUUCUUUUAACGUUUGACGUUUCAAUGUAGUAUAAUCUGUCUCCAUUCACCUGUGUUCGUUUCUUUGUUGCAUACGAAUUGCCAUUCACUUUCCCGUUCGGCAGUUUCAAUUGCACGAACACCGCUUUUCGGCUGUUAGGUUGAAUCCCAUCACUUGCCACCAAUUGUAGCAGAGCUGCAAUAUUAAAUCCCAAUAUCUCCGCUGGUAAAAGAAAAUAAUCCAAGAAAAGCACUGAAUGAAGGCAAUAUACCAAAUCCCCCAGUAACCGGACAAAACACAGUUCUGGGAGUCAACUGAGGUUUUUAUUCACAUGCUCCAGUAUCGACGACCAAACACCGCUGGGCUAAAAGUGAAUCCAAGAUGGCCGCCGCCGCGUGGUCGGUAUCCGACCGGCGGCCACCACGCGAAUCCAUUAACUGGGGAACGCUACAAUGUUGCAAUCUGUUAAUGGGAGCCAAAUGAUCUCCUGUGUGUGGUCUCCCAUUCGGUACUUUGUUUGUUUCAUGAACAGUGUUGAAAGUCACUUUUCGUGAAACUACCAUAUGAAUGCUAGCGGCUUUCGCGCCACUAGCAUACGAAUGCCCACUAUCACAUUUUUAGGCGAACACAUGAAACAACAUAGAUUAAACAGCCUUUCUAGGACAACCAUUAGUGUUACGGUUACCUCCAAGCUAGCUGAAGGCUGGACCACUUGGAUGUCCUGGUUCCCGAGUGUGGAGAGAGGGAAACUCUGUUCCGUUCAGCAUACCACAAGAAUCCUGCGAAUAUAAAGCAGUCCCACUAGCUAUAGUACAGCUAGGAUACCCUUGUUCCCACAAAGCGAUUUGAGGGUCAAAACUAACUGGGUUUAAUGGCACACAGACAUCGCUAUUUAUGCAAAGCCCCAGGUCCUGGGACAGCCCCCUCUGGACCUGAUGGGAUACAGGGACAAUACAAACCGUUAACCAAUGACAUUAUAGUGUAGCGUUUGCAAUGGUCACCGCCCAGCUUGGAGAUAAUGACUCGGUUAUGGCAAUUUAAUUAUCCCCAAGCGCCCAAAAUCCCACGUAUUAUUGUAACAGUUAAAACAGUAUAAAAAUACUUAAUUGUAACAUUUUAAUAGACACAUUUUAUAUUUUACCAUUCGUUGGAUAGCCCAGAUCUGAGCACAGCAAAUAGGCGAAUAGCGCUCAGAUCUCACGAACGGUAUAGCCGUUUUUUCCAUACAAAGUCCUUUCGUGCCUUUUUGUCCCGAACACGAGAUGGCGGCCAUGUUUUCUGGUGGGUGAAUAGAGAGCAGGACCUGGCCCUAAAACCCCUGGAGUGAGUAAUGGAUAAACAGUUGCGCGAAUACCGCUCAGUGGAUGGUUGUCCCAGCCCCUUGUGAGCUUAACAGAGACCGCCAUGAAGGGGGGUACUUAGCUUGUGGUUAACCGCAGACCCAACGUUAUAAUUGGGGCCACACGCCUGAGUGUAGGUGGUGCUCGUUUGGGAGUCUUUCUGGAGUUUCAGUUCGGUGAAUUAUUAUCCGAACAAGGUCAUCCUGAGGCAGUCAAUUAGGCUUGUGGUUAACCGCAGACCGCAGCUUUCCGGUGGUCAAUUGGAAUCACACUCCGCUUGUAAGGUGGUCGGCCGUUCGGUUGUUUCAGAGGUGAAAGAGGUUAAGUGGCAGCACACGCCAAGGGCCGGGUGGUCUUUGUUUGUAUGCACGAAUACAUAGUCCUGACUGUUCGUGUAAUGUGUUUAUACAGUAGUACUACCGAAACAGAGUAUACGGUAAAAUAAAACAGGGUAAUCCAGUAUCUGUAGAGCGCCCAUAAGAGUGCUCCCUCCUAGUGGAACACUCUGGCAGACACCGUCUGACCCCUUUUCGAGGCAGACUAAGGCUGUCCAGACUGGUAGGUUAGGCUGGACUGAGGUCUGUUUGUCGAGAUAACCCGUUGGCAUUGCCAUUCUGUUUUCCGGGUCUGUAGGUGAUGGUAAAAUUAAAGGGUUGUAAUGAUAAGCUCCAACGUAAGAGCCUGCCGUUGUCCCCAGAGACCCGGUUUAGCCACACCAACGGGUUAUGGUCAGUUACCAGAGUGAACUCUUGUCCAUACAAGUAGGGAGUCCGUUUCUUUAGAGCCCACACAAGGGCCAAACACUCCUUUUUCACUGCGGCAUAGCUGACCUCGCGUGGCAGGAGCUUUCGGCUGAUGUAGGCAAUCGGGUGCUACCCUCCAUCUUCUCCUACUUGGCUGAGGACUGCCCCCAAUAAAACGUUUGUUAGGGGCUGGGGCAGCCAAGAUGGGAGCAUUAACAAGAGCAGUUUUAAGAGCUUGAAACGCAGUUUCACAGUGGGGAGACCACAGGACAUGUCGGGGAAGGUUUUUCUUAGUCAGGUCGGUCAGUGGCUUGACUAUGGUACUGUAGUCGGGCACGAAACGCCUGUAGUAUCCUGCAGUGCCCAAAAAGGCUAGGACCUGGGUCUUGGUGGUGGGGGUGGGCCAGUUGGUGACAUCUAUCUUAGCCGGCUCUGGCCGCUGUUUCCCGAACCCCACCCGGUGACCCAGGUACUGUACCUCGGCCAUUCCAAAAUGGCACUUCUCUGGCUUCAGAGUCAGGCCAGCGGCCCGAAUCUGAUCCAGGACCAUUCCUACGUGAGCUAAGUGUUCCUCCCAGGAUUCACUGUGGAUCGCUAUGUCGUCUAGGUAUGCACAGGCAAAACCCUGGAAUGUGGCUGCGGCAUUCUUCAUCCCGAACGGCAUUACCUUGAAGUGGUAUAAGCCAAAUGGGGUGACGAAUGCCGACUUAGGGAUAGCUUCCUGGGCCAGGGGAAUUUGCCAAUAACCUUUACAGAGGUCAAUGGUAGUUAGUUUCCCCUGGCUAUACGGUCAAGUAUUUCAUCGACUCUGGGCAUAGGGUAGGCGUCCGUUACUGUCUUGUCGUUGAGCUUCCGAUAGUCCACACAAAACCGGGUAGUUCCAUCUUUCUUGGGGACUAGAUCUACCGGGGAUGCCCAUGGGCUAUCGGAAGACUCAAUCACCCCUAGUUGGAGCAUCUCCUCAAUCUCCGUUUCAUCCCAGCCCGAACUGCUUUGGGGAUUCAGUAGGGGGCCUAUUCGUAGGGGUUGCUGCCCUGGAGUGUCUACCACGUGGGUAGUUAGGUGAGUGUACCCUGGUUCUUGGGAGAAUGUAGUCCGUUUAGUGUGAAGUAGGAUUUAACUGCUCCCUGUCAGGAUCGAUACAGGGAUCCAACACGCAGAGUACUAAUAACUAUAAAGACGUAUACCGGACCUUAGAGUGGCCGGACUAAUGUCACACAAACAAAGAAUGGUCAGGAACGAGCCGAGGUCGAGGGUACGAGAAGACCGGUAAGCGGAAGCCAAGCUGAGUCCAAGGGUAGGAGAGAGAAACAAAGUCAGAAUACAAGCCAAGACAAUAACAGAAAACGCACUGAAGGAACAGACAAGCUGAAACCACAAAAGGGCAAUGAUUCACUGUAAGGGAGUACCCUUUAUACCCAGCCACCUUAAUUGAUGACCACGCCCCCAAACGUCCUGGUUUUUUUUUUUCGGCGGGCCGUGACGUCAUCGACGUCAUGAUGUCGGCGACGUCAUGACGUCGGCGAAAUUGCGCCGUGUCAUAAAAGGGGGCGGGGCUAUCGCAGCCGGCGUCUGAAGUGCCGAAAUUGCUGGAGAAGAAGGGUGCCUGUGUUCCCACCUGAGACUGGACUUCCAGAUGCCCAAUCUCCUCACUAUUGGCAACAACAGGUACCAUGACACUCCCUUUCCGUGUCAUUAAGUUGGUCCCCUAUCUGGACCUGGGCCACUAGGUCUGUGUGGGAGUUCCUUUCCAGCAAGUCUUGGAUGGGGAGGCUGUCUGGGUCCUCGUGAGGGGGAAUGCAGAUGGCGGUCACGUCCUCGGGUCUCUCUAGGUACUCCUUUAGCAUAUUAAUGUGAAAGGUUUUUCUCAGGUUUUUGUAAUGGCAACUGGCAAUUGUAUAUGUGGUGUCCCCCUUCUUUUCUACAAUCUGGUAAGGACUUUGCCAGGUGGCCUGCAGUUUGUCUGCCUUGACUUGUUUGAGUACCAGAACCUUCUCCCCUAUGGCAAAGCUCCAUGCUCGGGCGCCCCGGUCGUACCAUACUUUCUGUCUCCUCUGCGCCGACUGGAGAUUAACCUGGACAGACCUGGCUAAUUGCUCCAUUCGGUCCCGGAGUUCCAGCACGUAUGGCAUGAUGAGGACCCCGGCAUUCUCGUUUUCCCCCUCCCAGUGCUCUAGGAUCAAGUUCAGGGGUCCCAGUACCUUGCGUCCGUAGAGCAGCUCAAAAGGAGAAAACGCGGUCGUUUCCUGGGGCACCUCCCGGUAUGCGAACAUGAAGUGCAGUAGGAAGCAUUCCCAAUCCCUAUAUUCCUGAGUGAAGGUUUUGAGCAUCUGUUUGAGGGUCCCGUUGAACCUCUAACAGAGUCCAUUAGUCCAAGAGAAUACCUGAACCAACGCAUUAGCUACAGUGUCUGCCUGGAUGUUAGAUAGGGCCACGGCUUCAGGGUACCUGGUAGCAUAGUCAACUACGGUAAGAAUAUAACGUUUACCGGAGGGACUAGGGGUAGCCAGUGGCCCCACUAAAUCAAUAGCAACCCGGCUGAAUGGCUCCUCUAUAAUGGUCAUAUUCAUUAGGUGUGCCUUAGGAUGUGUUGCAAUGUGUCCUAACGUCCGCGUGUACCCCAGGCCAGAAGAAGGUGUGGGUAAUACGGUGUAGGGUGCGAGUUACAGCCAAGUGGCCAGCUAAGGGAAUAUCAUGCCCUAUCCUUAGUAUCUCCUGUCUGUACUUAUACAGGACUACCAAUUGUUGCCUAUGCUGUCCCUUCUUCUCUGUUAGACGGUACAGUUUCCCCUUCUCCCAUACAAAUGUCUAGUUAUCUAGCCCCCCUCCCCCAGAUUCGGCUUUGGUCGGGUCAGAUUUGGGCUCGUUCUCAAAGGUGGCUGGGGUAUCCCAGGGUAUGGGAUCUAAUGGGGCAGUCAGGGUCGGAGUGGGUCUUACCUGUGGCUCCCGCAAUGGUGAAUGGUCUGGCUGGUUCCUGGCUUGUGCUCGGGUAGUCACCGGAUGAGCAUCGGGGGUAUAGGACGGGGCAUAAGCAGAUGUCAUAGGUCCCAAAUCGUUGCCCAGUAAUACCUCUGCUGGCAAAUUAUCCAUGAUUCCCACCUUCACAGUCCCUUUUCCCGCCCCCAAUCAAGAUGGACCUUGGCGGUCGGGAUUUUGUAUACAUCCCCCCCAGCCACUCGAACGGCCACAGUCUGUCCUGAAUGCUUGUGCUCCGGCACCAAGUGGCUUUGAACCAGGGUUAUUGUAGCUCCAGUGUCCCGCAGUCCCUCUGUGGGGUGUCCCUCAAGCCAUAAUUUCUGCCUGUGGUGUUGGCGGUUGUCGGAGGCAGCAUAUACUGGGUCUGCUUCCUGGAGGGGUCCCAGGUAUUCUUCCAUGGGACCCUCCUGGUUAACACACAGAGCUCUGGCCGGCAGGGACGAUCCCAUGGAGUUAUUGUAAUUCCGGGGGGUUUGGUGGUGAUUGUUGAGAGGGCAAUUCGCCAUGAGAUGCCCUGGUUGCUUGCACCGAAAACAUGUUGGUUGCGGACGUUCAGCAGUGUGACUAUUGGGUGGUCCGGGGUGCCUGGUAGGUCCUGCUGGCACUGGAGCCCUGAAGUCAGGUCGGGACAGUGUUCGGUAGUUCUCCCGGCUUUCGGUACGAAUCGUCGGUCGGUAGUUGUUGCUUUCGUGUAACCGUGAAUCACAAUGUUCAUUAGCCAACCUAGCAACCUCUGUGAGGGUAGUGGGCCUACGAUCACGAAGCCAUUCCUUGCACCGUUGAUCUAAUCCAUUGUAAAAAUGUUCCAAAAGAAAUAACUAGAGAGAUACCAGCUAUGCCUCACUGAUGAUGCCUAACAAGGCUGAAACGAUCGUCUGGGGUUGCUGUAUCUCUCGUGCAGAGAGAACUUGCUGGCAUUUCGGAUCUGGACUGCCCGUAUGGGUGGGACCAGUCUGAUAUGCUUCAGAUAUGUUCUCUCUGUAAUGGCACAAGUUGAGCUAAAACCAGCUUGAGUUCUGAGCGGGGACCCACCGAAGGGCAGGCUAUUUUAGCGGCUGUCUGUUCUCAGAAUACUCUUGCGACCCAUUUUUGCUCUCCAUUAGUUUAAAGGGUAAUCCAGACGUGGACCCCUUGCUCACGGUGCCUAGAGAGAUACCAGCUAUGCCUCACUGAUGAUGCCUAACAAGGCUGAAACGAUCGUCUGGGGUUGCUGUAUCUCUCGUGCAGAGAGAACUUGCUGGCAUUUCGGAUCUGGACUGCCCGUAUGGGUGGGACCAGUCUGAUAUGCUUCAGAUAUGUUCUCUCUGUAAUGGCACAAGUUGAGCUAAAACCAGCUUGAGUUCUGAGCGGGGACCCACCGAAGGGCAGGCUAUUUUAGCGGCUGUCUGUUCUCAGAAUACUCUUGCGACCCAUUUUUGCUCUCCACUGUAACACCUCCUCACCCAUUACGGCUUGGCAUGCUUUCAUCCAGUGAUCGGUUGCUCUCCUCAUCCGAUGAGCCCAUUCGUUAUGUGUAUCAUUCGGCUUUUUCUUCGUGUUACUAAAUUGCCUGCGAUAAGUAUCUGUGGUUACUGCAUACCGUUGUAACAAGGUGUCUUUAACCCGGUCAUAUUUGGUCACCUCCUCGGCAGAUAGUGUACGGAAAGCAUCUAGGGCUCGGCCCGACAGUUUCCCCGAUGUAUGGUGGGCCAGUCCUCGCUGGGUAUUCGGUGAAGCGCACACUGCCUCUCAAAGUCGGCCAGAUAUUCGUCGAUCCCCAUCUCAUUCUCUAGGAAUGAUCGGAAUGCUGCAUGGGGAAUCUUUGGUUUCCCAGUCCACUCUGCCGGGUUAGUUGCCAUCACUGCAGCGGGGUUUUGCUGGGGUGUGCACAGGCUGAGCUCGUGUGCUCUGGCCUCUCGGAUCUCCACAUCCACUUGUGCCAUAGUUUGCUGUAUUAAUUCCACAAUCUGGUUUGGGCCGAACCAGGAGAGCCUCUCCCGGACAAUCCUGUUCUUUGCUAGCGGACAUCGGAGCCUCCGUCAUUGUCAGGCUUUGAUCCAGUUCCGUCAGUUCUACGAUCAGCUCCUUCCUAGGUCGGUUGCUAGCAUUCCCACCUCUGCUUUCUAGCAGAUCCUUUAUCGUGGUGCGUUUGAGAUUGUCAUAAGCACUCUCCAUCCGCUCUGUACCUCUCCUAGGAAUUCCAGGACGAUCCCGCCGCUUGCCACCAAUUGUUACGGUUACCUCCAAGCUAGCUGAAGGCUGGACCGCUUGGAUGUCCUGGUUCCCGAGUGUGGAGAGAGGAUAAUGCUGUUCCGUUCAGUAUACCACAAGAAUCCUGCGAAUAUAAAGCAAUCCCACUAGCUAGUGGCUGCGAUUUGAGGGACAAAACUAACUGGGUUUAAUGGCACACAGACAUUGCUAUUUAUGCAAAGCCCCAGGUCCAGGGACAGCCCCCUCUGGACCUGAUGGGAUACAGGGACAAUACAAACAGUUGACCAAUGGCAUUAUAGUGUAUCGUUUGAAAUGGUCACCGCCCAGCUUGGAGAUAAUGACUCGGUUAUGGCAAUUUAAUUAUCCCCAAGCGCCCAAAAUCCCACGUAUUAUUGUAACCGGUAAAACAGUCUAAAAAUACAUAAUUGUAACAUUUUAAUACACAUUUUAUAUUCUACCAUUCGUUGGAUAGCCCAGAUCUGAGCACAGCAGAUAGGCGAAUAGCGCUCAGAUCUCACAAACGGUAUAGCCAGUUUUUUCCAUACAAAGUCCUUUCGUGCCUUUUUGUCCCGAACACGAAUGGCUCCAAAACUCAAUGCAAAAGCCACUCCAACACCUCCACACUCGACGCCACGUGUUACCCGCAGGCUCCAGCAUGCAGGGGACGGUGCUAUAAACCUCCCAGGCGCAAUGCAUCCUGGGGAAACAUGUUUUGUAUUGUGAAAAGAAGUUGUACACCGAAGGCAUUAUUUUCAAUGGAUUUUCAUUUGUAAACCAAAAAUUGUUAACUGAGGCUUUUGUAAACCGAGGUCCCACUAUAUAUACAAUUUUAGAGUGUUAAUAAUUUAAAUUUUUUUUUUUUUUUAAACAAUUAUAUGUGUUCUUUAUUUUCAUUAUUUAAAUAUACAUGUUUUACAACAAAGUUUAUAUACGUAUUCGGCUUGUACUUUUUUUUUUUUUUUUUAAACAAUUAUGCCAUCAUUACUAUAAAUUUUAAUUUUUCUAAUGUUUUUAAAAAAAAUGAUUUAUAACUCUACUUGGUUAUAUAUACUAUUUUGAUUAUAUAUACCUAACUUUUGCCCUUUCUAAAAAUGGCAGACAAGCCGUCUUUUCUCUCUAAAUAAGUUAUGUGUAUGCCUAUGGAGAAUCCAAGUGUUGCGUCACUUCCUGUAAGAUGCGACCAGCGAGAUGAUCUGUACCGCCUGUACCCUCGGACUAUGUAAGGGGCUUAUAAUACAGAUUACUAGCGAUUGGAACACAGCGACUCCAUUUUUAGCGACGUGUGUGUUCCAAAUCGAGGUGCAUGAAGUCUACUGAAACUACCAAUGAUGGUAGUUCCGGUAUGACGCGUGCGUUCCAGCUUGGUAACAGAAAGUUGUUAAACAGACUCACCAGGAAGCUAUCAGCAAUUUAAAUCCACCUAUAUAAACUGGAAGUUAUAAGGACCCAACUACACUUCUAAAGAAGCCUUGAAGAGGUGAAACGCGUAAAGUGAGUUUUUUUUUUUGUUUUUUACAACUAGUUUAUUGCUUUGGUUUAAUAAAAAGUUAACUUUUAUAGAUAUACUUCCCUUUUUUACCUAUUCACCAUCUUGCUUCCUGGUGAAUUCAUAUCCUCAGGUGGGGAUAACACCACCCUUGCUGUUGUCAGGAUUAUAGUUGAUCCAGCACGCAGAAUAGUAUCACACCUAAAGACUAAGGAUAACGUCUAACUGGACCUUAGAAUAGCCGGACUUAUUGCAGAACAUUUAAAGGUUGUCUGAAAUAGCUGUGUUAACCUGGUGUAAAAAUUUAUUCGUGUGUUUUAGAAUAGAGAGCAUGCAUAGGCUAACAGCCGUGAAUAAAAUUUUCAGUUGACUUCUGGAGCCGUGAAUAAAAUUGUCAGUUGACUCCCUGAACUGUGUUUCGUCCGGUUACUGGGGGAUUUGGGAUAUUGCCUUCUUUUCCAGCGCUUCACUUGGAUUAUUGUCUGUACCAGCGGAGAUAUUGGGAUUUAACAUUGCAGCUCCGCUAAAAUUGGUGGCAAGCGACGGAAUCCAACCUGCCAGAUGAAAAGCGGUGUUCGGGUAAUUGAAACUACCGAACAGGAAAGUGAAUGGCAAUUUGGAUACAACAAAGAAAUGGAGACGGAUUACACUGCAUUGAAACAGCAGACGUUAAAGGAACUAUUGGAAGCCAGGGGUAAGAUAGCCAGCAAUAAGUCGAAAGCUGUACUUAUUGCCGAACUAAUGGAGGGAGACAGAGCUCGCAGCGUUACACCCCCACCAGCCAUGGAGGAAACCCCCUUCCAAAAAGAAAUGAGAACCAGGAUGGCAUUCCUACCCCAGCCAGUACCACUGGAAAUACUGACGGUACUGAUGGCGGAUGUGAAGGAGUAUGUGAUGGCACACAGACCGCAAGACGCACCCUCCAGAGCAGAAUCUACUGCUGCUUCAAUCAUCAGCCAGGUAAAGCCCAAGAUACCACAUCAUGUUUUUAAAAUAUUUUGCGAAGACAAGGAUGAGAUUGAUGGGCAUCUACAAGACUUUGAGAGGCUAUGUGACCUGCAUGAUCUAGAGCAGGCAGUGUGGGUACCUUUACUGGCAAGCAAACUGUCAGGUUGGGCAGCAGAAGCAUAUCGGGUCGUACCCAGAGAGGACAGCAAAGAUUAUGCCAGGGUAAAACAGGCUAUGCUAGAGAGAUAUGCCAUUACCCCGGAGGCAUUCCGGCGCAAGUUUAGAGGGUUGCGCAAACCGGAGAAAGACUCCCAUGCAGAGUGGGCACACAAACUGGAUCAAGCCUCCCAGGGGUGUAUACAAGCGAGCCAAGCUACCACCAUGGAGUAGUUACGUCAAUUGCUAUUGUUGGAGCAAUUUUACAAUGGUCUGACACCAGAGGCACAAGAAUGGGUGAGAGACAGAAAACCCUUCACCCUAACAGAAGCGGCACGACUGGCGGACCAGCACUAUGACGCCAGGAGGCAUCAUGGUAACCUCAAUCAAGGGUAUCCUCGACCUGCCACCCAACCUCCUACAGCUACCACUACCGCACCCACAGCAACCCCAUUCCGGCCAGCUACUGGGGGACACAUUCCACCCUCCCGGUACAAUUGCCGAUCUAACAUCCAGUGCCAUAACUGCAAGCAAUGGGGCCACAUGGCGAGAGAGUGUACACAGAACCGGAGCCAUCAAGCAUGGAGCCAAGUACGACCGAACCCAGCACCACGAGCAGCCGCGCACCACUACCAAGCAGAGCCAGCAACACAGAAGAUAUUGUUUAAUCACACAGAAGAGCCCCUGGGAAUACUAAAUGAUGUACAGGCAACACCAUCGCCAGAUAGUAACCUUGGAGGGGAAAGAAGUCCAAGGGUUCCGAGGUUCAGGGGCCACUCUGACUCUGGUAGCACCUCAUUUGGUUCCGGGCUCGGCGCACACCGGCGGAUCCGUGGCAGUACAAGUAGCAGGGGGAACAGUAUACAGAUUACCGACCGCAAAAGUACACUUGAAUUGGGGUGUUGGAGAAGGGAUGGUGGAGGUGGGCCUGAUGCAUAAACUGCCAGCAGAUGUCGUAUUGGGAAAUGACCUGGGCAGAAUGAAUUCCACUUUUGUACCUCAAGCUCCACCCCAAGAUGCAUACCCGAUAACCACAAGGCAACAGGCUUGCACCACGGCUUCAUCCACACACUCUGAGGCUCAGGUAAGAGACAAUAUAACCCCUAUGACUCGUGUUCCCUGGGAUACCCCGACUGAAUUUGAGGCAGAGGUUAAGGUCGACCCUACGUUGAAAGUAUAUAGAGAUAGGGUGACCUCAGAUCAGGCAGGAUUAGAGGGGGAGAGGUAUGUUUGGGAAAAGGGGUUAUUGUUCCAUAUUGCUGAAAGGGUGGUGGAUCUGUAAAUGUGACUACUAGACAGCUAGUGGUACCCCAGAAAUAUCGACAGGAACUCCUUAGGAUCGCUCAUGAUAUUCUGUUGUCUGGGCAUCUGUGUAUGACCCGAACUAGAUACCGACUGACCCAUGCCUUCUUCUGGCCAGGUAAAUCCAAAGAUGUGCGGAAGUACUGCCAGACGUGCGACAUCUGUCAGAGAGUAGGUAAGAGGGGCGACCGACACAAGGCCAAAUUAUGCCCAUCAAAUUAUGCCCAGUAACCCACCAACUAUGGAAAAUAUGUGGCAUUAAGCCUAUCGUGAAUUCUGCGUACCACCCUCAGUCCAAUGGGUUAUGUGAAAGGUUCAAUGGAACCUUAAAGCAGAUGCUCUGUACAUUUGGAGAGGCCCAUAAGGACUGGGAGCGAUUCCUACCCCAUCUGCUGUUCGCAUACAGAGAGGUACCCCAAGAGUCUACCGGGUUUUCCCCCUUUGAAUUACUAUUUGGGAGACGGAUGCAAGGGCCCCUAGAUUUGAUUAGAGAAAAUUGGGUAGGGGAAAGCAGUGCACAUGGGAUACCCAUUGUACCAUAUGUGCUGGAGUUCAGAGACCGCCUGGAGGCACUAAUCCAAACCGUACAGGUAAACCGUACAGGUAAACCUCCAGGCGGCUCAACAACGCCAGCGCCGAUGGUAUGAUAGGGGAGCCAGGGACCACAGCUUUCAGGUGGGACAGAAAGUUUUGAUUUUAAAAUCUGUUCGCAAUGACAAGCUGCAGGCCGUCUGGCAGGGCCCAUACCAGGUGGUGGAACAGAGAUGUGACACCACCUAUGUAAUUGGCCCCUGCUCAGGGGCAGGGAAGAGACGCAUGCUCCACGUGAAUAUGCUCAAACUCUACCAUGAGAGGAUAGAGGAUGUGGCGGCUAUAUGCGCCUCAGCCUCUGUGGAUCAGGAUAAUCUUCCACUACCUGAUUUAUUAGAGAGAGUAGAUCAGGCAGAGCCCUUCACGGGUGUUCAGCUGGGGGAGCGGCUAAGCCCCCAGGAGCGUGCCCAGGUACAGGAGUUAAUCGCGGCUAAGGGAGCCACUUUCUCCAAUUUACCAGGUUACACCCCGCUAGCCACUCACCGAGUAGAGACCCCAGGACAGCUACCUAUGCGGCAGACCCCAUAUCGUAUCCCUGAAGCAGUCAGGGAACAUAUGCGGAAGGAAACUGAGGAGAUGUUGCAGCUAGGGGUGAUUGAACAUUCUGAUAGCCCCUGGGCAUUGCUGGUAGUGCUGGUACCCAAGAAGGAUGGCACAACACGAUUCUGUGUUGACUACCGGAGGCUAAAUGACAAAACAGUGUCUGAUGCCUACCCGAUGCCCCGGAUAGACGAGCUGCUAGAUAAGAUGGCACGAGGCCAGUACCUCUCUACGUUUGACUUGUGCAAGGGGUACUGGCAGAUUCCUUUAGCCGAAGAUGCCAUCCCCAAGUCGGCGUUUGUCACCUCGUUUGGCCUGUACCAGUUUCGAGUCAUGUCAUUCGGGAUGAAAAACGCUCCGGCUACCUUUCAAAGGAUGGUACAUCGGCUACUGGACGGGUUCCAGGAGUAUGCAUGUGCAUACCUGGACGAUAUCGCCAUAUACAGCCAGGCAUGGUCCGACCACCUACGACAUAUUGGAGCGGUCAUUGACCGUAAUGGAGAGGCAGAUUUGACGCUAAAACCCAGCAAGUGUCAUAUAGGGAUUGCAGAGGUGCAAUACCUUGGGCACAGAGUAGGGAGUUGGCAACAAAAACCAGAACCCGCCAAAAUAGAGGCGGUAGCUAAGUGGCCUACCCCCCAGACAAAAACCCAAGUGUUAGCCUUCCUGGGUACCGCAGGGUACUACCGGAAGUUUGUACCCAAUUACAGUGCCUUGGCCAAACCCCUCACUGACUUGACCCGCAAAAAUCUUCCUCGACAGGUUAUCUGGGCCCCAGAGUGUGAUCAGGCAUUUCAACAACUCAAGACUGCUUUAACCAAUGCACCUGUACUUGCUGCUCCUGAUCCGACUAAACUAUUUCUUGUCCACACAGAAGCUUCAAUGUUUGGAUUGGGAGCAGUGCUGAGCCAAGUUGGAGCAGAUGGCGGAGAACAUCCUGUAGCUUACUUAAAGGACCACUCUAGGUACCCAGACCACUUCAGCUUAAUGAAGUGGUCUGGGUGCCUGGUCCUUCUAGGGUUAACCCAUUUUUUUUUAUAAACAUAGCAGUUUCAGAGAAACUGCUAUGUUUAUGAAUGGGUUAAGCCUUCCCCCAUUCCCUCUAGUGGCUGUCUCAUUGACAGCCACUAGAGGCGCUUGCGUACUUCUCACUGUGAUUUUCACAGUGAGAGCACGCCAGCGUCCAUAGGAAAGCAUUGAGAAUGCUUUCCUAUGUGACUGGCUGAAUGCGCGCGCAGCUCUUGCCGCGCGUGCGCAUUCAGCCGACGGGGAGGAGAGAAGGAGGAUCGGAGGAGGAGAGCUCCCCGCCCAGCGCUGGAAAAAGGUAAGUUUUUACCCCUUUCCCCUUCCAGAGCCGGGCGGGAGGGGGUCCCUGAGGGUGGGGGCACCCUCAGGGCACUAUAGUGCCAGGAAAACGAGUAUGUUUUCCUGGCACUAUAGUGGUCCUUUAAGCCGAAAGUUAUUGCCCCGUGAAGUGAGCUACGCCGCCAUUGAGAAAGAAUGCCUGGCCGUGGUCUGGACAACCUUUCUCCUUACUCACAGAUCACAACGCGUUGGUCUUGGGUCAAGAGUGGGUGGAAGACGGUGAGACCCCAACCAAGCUGCGGCGGUUCGUGGGGUCUGCGGUGGUUAUGGUGUCGAGUGCGGUGCUGAUUGUCCUUGGCAAGCACUAAGAGCAUCGUUUGACGGAAGUACCCAGUCGUGGUGCCAGGCGAUCCGUUACAAUAAUUGAGUCAGGAACUGUACUAAACUCAAUUUAUUAGUAGGGUGCCCUUAGCUGAGCUGGAGCUGUAGAAUGUUGAGGUGAGCUCCUGGGACCGGCAUAAAUCCCGCUGGCCCAGAGGAGAGGGAACAAGCGCCUCCCUCACAUCAGUUGCGCUAGUAGGCCUCAGUGCUCACUUAAUUAAUUCUGUGGGAAGAGACAUCUUGAGUGGCACCACCGUGAUCACUGCGUGUUCCCCUUUCAUGGAGUAACUGAGAUGCGGCACAUUAUGCCUUCCAAUUGCAGGUAAAUAGGCAAUUUCGACAUGAAAUGCGGGAGCUGGAUUGACUUGCGCCUGCUUCACUCAGAGGUCAGGCCCCGCCCUCCUUAUCUUGAGUACCUGUGUUUUGGUCGAAACCACCAUACAUCCUUAGACGGGGAUUAUAUUGUCCAUGCACACAACAGCAGAGCUCUAAGUUAGCUUUGACAAAUGUGAGUGUAUUAUUCACAAGAAUCCAAGUCUAUUCCUUAUAUACAUCAUAUUGUGCUGCAAUAUUAUUGUCUUUUUUUGUUUCAUUCUGAGGUCAAUUGUGUUGAACAACUUAAAGACCUGUGUACGUAUAAUACCGGUACACCUAGAUUGGGCGCGAUAUACUCUUGUACAGAACUGCACCAUAUGUUGGUGCUUAAUAAAGCCGAUAAUAGGAAUACAAAUACUGCUAUCUAUUGGUCAAUCAAACAUGUAGCCAUUUCUGGACUACUUCCAUUUAUCAUCAUUUAGUAUGACUCUUUUACCAAGGGGACUCAAAGCUCUGCGUAUCUCAAUCAGCAUCUAAUUAAUUUAGAAAUGGAGGAACAGUGUUCUUGUUUUGUAAGGUAUAGAUUAUGUGAUCUAUGAUUGUGUGUUAUAGGAGGUGUGGGGAGCUGCAGUGAGUGUGCUGCUCAGGUAGUGUGUGUUAUAGGAGGUGUGGGGGGCUGCAGUGAGUGUGCUGCUCAGGUAGUGUGGGUUAUAGGGGAUGUUAGGAGCUGCAGUGAGUGGGCUGCCUAGGUAGUGUGGGUUAUAGGAGGUGUGGGGAGCUGCAGUGAGUGUGCUGCUCAGGUAGUGUGUGUUAUAGGAGGUGUGGGGAGCUGCAGUGAGCCUGCUGCUCAGGUAGUGUGGGUUAUGGGAGGUGUGGGGAGCUGCAGUGAGUGUGCUGCUCAGGUAGUGUGGGUUAUAGGAGGUGUGGGGAGCUGCAGUGAGCGUGCUGCUCAGGUAGUGUGGGUUAUAGGAGGUGUGGGGAGCUGCAGUGAGUGCGUUGCUCAGGUAGUGUGGGUCAGGUAGUGUGGGUUAUAGGAGGUGUGGGGAGCUGCAGUGAGCGUGCUGCUCAGGUAGUGUGGGUUAUAGGAGGUGUAGGGAACUGCAGUGAGCAUGCUGCUCAGGUAGUGUGGGUUAUAGGAGGUGUGGGGAGCUGCAGUGAGUGUGCUGCUCAGGUAGUGUGGGUUAUAGGAGGUGUGGGGAGCUGCAGUGAGUGUGCUGCUCAGGUAGUGUGGGUUAUAGGAGGUGUGAGGAGCUGCAGUGAGGGUGCUGCUCAAGUAGUGUGUUAUAAGUGGUGUGAGGAGCUGCAGUGAGUGUGUUGCUCAGGUAGUGUGGGUUAUAGGAGGUGUGGGGAGGUGCAGUGAGUGUGCUGCUCAGGUAGUGUGAGUUAUAGGAGGUGGGGGGAGCUGCAGUGAGUGUGCUGCUCAGGUAGUGUGAGUUAUAGGAGGUGUGGGAAGCUGCAGUCAGUGUGCUGCUCAGGUAGUGUGGGUUAUAGGAGGUGUGGGGAGCUGCAGUGAGUGUGCUGCUCAGGUAGUGUGUGUUAUAGGAGGUGUAGGGAGCUGCAGUGAGUGUGCUGCUCAGGUAGUGUGUGUUAUAAGAGGUGUAGGGAGCUGCAUUAAGCAUGCUGCUCAGGUAGUGUGUGUUAUAGGAGGUGUGGGGAGCUGCAGUGAGUGUGCUGCUCAGGUAGUGUGUGUUAUAGGAGGUGUGGGGAGAUGCAGUGAGUGUGUUGCUCAGGUAGUGUGGGUUAUAGGAGCUGUGGGGAGCUGCAGUGAGUGUGUUGCUCAGGUAGUGUGGGUUAUAGGAGGUGUGGGGAGCUGCAGUGAGUGUGUUGCUCAGGUAGUGUGGAUUAUAGGAGGUGUGGGGAGCUGCAGUGAGUGUGUUGCUCAGGUAGUGUGGGUUAUAGGAGGUGUGGGGAGCUGCAGUGAGCGUGCUGCUCAGGUAGUGGCAGUUAUAGGAGGUGUGGGGAGCUGCAGUGAGCGUGCUGCUCAGGUAGUGGCAGUUAUAGGAGGUGUGGGGAGCUGCAGUGAGUGUGCUGCUCAGGUAGUGUGGGUUAUAGGAGGCGUGGGGAUCUGCAGUGAGCGUGUUGCUCAGGUAGUGUGGGUUAUAGGAGGUGUGGGUGUAAAUAACCAGUGUGAGUUAUAGGAGGUUUUUGAGUGCUGUUUUUGCUCUCUAUUUAGGUGCUGAAGGAGCCACUUAUCUCCCAGCAGGUAGAAGCUCUAGAGACAGCGCUAGGAGUAUCUCCAAAGGAUAUAUUUGUAGCUCGAGUCAGUGGAAAGAAACCCAAUUUUGAAGUGGGAUCGUCUCAGCCUCUUUCAUUCACAAAGCGCCAAGUUCCAGGUAAUGGUUGGAUUUACGAAGUUAGAAGAAAUUGGUGUGUUGGUGAGUGUGUGCCUCUGGGAGGUUUUGGGGAUGGAUCUGCAGGCUGUGUAGAGUGAGAUGGUCUGCGGAGGAGUCAGAUUCCGGGCUUUUUAUGCUCAGAUUAUAUAUAUAUAUUGUAGGUCAGUCUCUUAAUAACAUUUUUUUUUAUGUCAGCAAGGCCUUCAGCGGAUCCAGCAGCUGUGAAACUGUGGACUCUGUCAGCUAAUGACAUGGGUGAUGAUGAUUUGGUGAGUCUAUUUCUUUCCCUCUUACCACAGUAUACCACAGCCUUAGUAUUCUUAACUAAAGAAACACUCCAAAUACCACAGUACAUGGUGUGCUGUAAGGGAUCAAAGGGAUCCGCCAGGAGCAGCUCCACACCUCCACCACUACUACUGUCAGAGAGCCGGAAGAUCCCUGAGGUACAGGGCUUAGCUCUGCGGCUUAGAGCAACCAGCCGACACUAUCAGCAAUGAGAGAGCCCUACUUAGUGGUGGCAGGGAGCGGCAGACCCAAGGUAAAAUUUCAAACUGUUCAAAAACGGUUUGACCCUUCACAAUAGGGGGAGUCAGAGUGCUCCUGGCGACAUAACCAUUCUAGUUAAUGCUGAAUAAUUUAUGGGUGGUGAUGAUAAUCUAUAAUUGGUUCAAUGUGAAUCUUUCACUGUUUGGUCAGGAUCUUCUAGACUCUGAUGAGCUCUUAGAGCAGGAUGACCUUAUGAAGCCAUCUCCAUCAUCCCUGCUAUCUGGAGGAUGUGGUGAAAAAAAUGAAAAGAAACGGAAAGCAUGCAAAAACUGGUGAGAAACUGGCGAUAGUCAUAUGGGGGGUAUAUUUAUUUCCUAGAGCCUGUCUUUCUUCCCUGUGAAGUCACAUGGAGGAGCAAGAACUCCGGGCUCGUAAAGUUCAAUGUUUCCACAGUCUUGGAAAGCAGACAGUCUGUGUGAAAACGAAGGGCUUUAAUCCACGUUCCAAGAUUAAUUGCCCCGGUGAAUGGGUCACUUAUGGUAAAUCUGUGUAAAAUGUGUGUCUUUUUCACUGACAGCACAUGUGGCUUAGCUGAGGAUCUGGAGGAGGAGAACAGCAAGCAAUCUGCCCCAAAACCUGCACCCUCAGCCUGUGGUAAUGUGAGUAUGACAAGGAGGGCAGAGGCUAGAAUGAGGACAUGGGUGAGCGAGGUGAAUGGAAUCUCUGGGAAUGGUGAGAUGGGGUCAGGAGUGGUAGCUGUAGAAACAUUGAAAGUGACGGCAGAUAAGAACCAUUCGGCCCAUCUAGUCUGCCCAAUUUUCUAAAUACUUUCAUUAGUCCCUGGCCUUAUCUUAUAGUUAGGAUAGCCUUAUGCCUAUCCCACGCAUGCUUAAACUCCUUUACUGUGUUAACCUCUACCACUUCAGCUGGAAGGCUAUUCCAUGCAUCCACUACCCUCUCAGUAAAGUAAUACUUCCUGAUAUUUUUAAACCUUUGCCCUUCUAAUUUAAGACUAUGUCCUCUUGUUGUGGUAGUUUUUCUUCUUUUAAAUAUGGUCUCCUCCUUUACUGUGUUCAUUCCCUUUAUAUAUUUAAAUGUUUCUAUCAUAUCCCCCCUGUCUCGUCUUUCCUCCAAGCUAUACAUGUUAAGAUCCUUUAACCUUUCCUGGUAAGUUUUAUCCUGCAAUCCAUGAACCCGUUUAGUAGUCCUUCUCUGAACUCUCUCCAAAAUAUCCUUCUGGAGAAAUGGUAUUUAGAAUAUGGUGGAUUUUCAGGGUAAAGAAUGGCUUAAUUAGAGGGUUUGGUGUGGGAGUGGGGAUAAAUGUCAUCUAGAUGUAGUCAUGGCGGUAUAUGGGAGGGAAGCAGGAGGAAUGGAUGGGUCAAAUGCCAAGUGCUAAUUGACAUGGAGCAUAAAUCUGCUGUCUCGUGGUAUGGUAGACCAUGAUGGAGGGAUUUCUGUCAAACUCGCUCCCUCACAUUAAAAGGCUCAUUAUUAUCUUUUUUCGGUUGAUCUUUCUGCCCACAACGGCGGACACUAGUUUAAUGGACUGAUUAACUGACGAUGCUGACUCCCUGACCCGUUGCCUUCUUGUUUCUCUGUUAGUGCUAUUUAGGUGACGCGUUCCGCUGUGCAAGCUGUCCGUACCUUGGAAUGCCAGCAUUCAAACCCGGAGAGAAGGUUCUCCUGAAGCCCACCCAGCUCCAAGAUGCCUAG
Messenger RNA from Pelobates cultripes (western spadefoot toad), 38998 nucleotides. The record is from the annotation of a GenBank genome assembly. NCBI's taxonomy places the organism in Eukaryota, Metazoa, Chordata, Amphibia, Anura, Pelobatidae.